Molecule: messenger RNA, 1845 nt
Organism: Astyanax mexicanus (Mexican tetra)
Lineage: Eukaryota; Metazoa; Chordata; Actinopteri; Characiformes; Acestrorhamphidae
Gene: cyp27b1
Product: 25-hydroxyvitamin D-1 alpha hydroxylase, mitochondrial
Exons: 8
Coding region: 30-1565 (511 amino acids)
Biological process (GO): C21-steroid hormone biosynthetic process; cellular response to peptide hormone stimulus; glucocorticoid biosynthetic process
Cellular component (GO): mitochondrial inner membrane
Molecular function (GO): oxidoreductase activity, acting on paired donors, with incorporation or reduction of molecular oxygen; heme binding; iron ion binding
Source: RefSeq, a predicted model, not a curated record
CCCUCCUCCUCCUCAGCUGGUACUGAUCUAUGAGCUUGGGCAGAAAGAUGCUGCAGCAGGUCCUUAGAGUGUCAGGCAGAAGCGCCGGCCCCCUGCUGAGGGGCGUGGACAGGUGGGUGGACAGUCUGGGGUCCAGGCAGGUGGAGGACAGCAGGGUCAAGACCCUGAAGGAGAUGCCCGGACCCUCCGUGCUGGGCUUCGUCUGGGACCUGUUCGCCAAGCGGGGGCUGUCCCGCCUCCACCAGCUGCAGCUGGAGGGUCGUAAAAAGUACGGGUCGAUGUGGAAGGCGAGUUUCGGGCCCAUCCUGACGGUCCACGUGGCCGAGCCGGAGCUGAUCGAGCAGGUUCUGAGACAGGAAGGCCAGCACCCCAUGCGCUCGGACCUCUCGUCCUGGAAGGACUACCGAAACUUCCGAGGACACGGCUACGGGCUCCUGACUGCUGAGGGCGAGGAGUGGCAGAGUGUGCGCAGUCUGCUCGGGAAGCACAUGCUGCGUCCGAAAGCGGUGGAGGCAUACGACAGCACCCUGAACUCGGUGGUGACUGACCUCAUCACCAAGCUCGGCCACCGGAGGCAGCAGCACCCAGAUGGUGUCAUCAACGACAUCGCUGGAGAGUUCUACCGCUUCGGUCUGGAAGGGAUUUCCUCUGUGCUGUUUGAGUCCCGGAUCGGCUGCCUGGACCCGAUAAUUCCAGAGGAGACGGAGCAAUUCAUCCAGUCCAUUAACACCAUGUUUGUCAUGACCCUGCUGACCAUGGCCAUGCCCGCCUGGCUCCACCGCCUCUUCCCCAAACCCUGGCAAACCUUCUGCCAGUGCUGGGACUACAUGUUCCAGUUCGCUAAAGGCCACAUAGACCAGCGUCUGAAAGAGGAGAAGGAGAAGCUGGCGAGCGGAGAGGAAGUGCAGGGCCGCUACCUCACCUACUUCCUGUCUCGUGCUGGGAUGCCCAUGAAGUCUGUGUACAGCAAUGUGACGGAGCUGCUCCUCGCGGGAGUCGACACCAUUUCCAGUACGCUCUCCUGGUCUCUGUAUGAACUGUCCCGACACCCUGAGGUGCAGUCCUCGCUGAGGGCCGAGGUGCUGAGGGUGAUGGGGGAUCGGCGGGUCCCCACGGCGUCUGACGUGGCCUCCAUGCCGCUGAUGAAGGCGGUGGUGAAAGAGAUCCACAGGCUGUAUCCAGUGAUACCAGGCAACGCCCGGGUCAUCACCGACCGGAGCAUCAAAGUCGGAGGCUACCUCAUCCCCAAAAACACCCUCAUUACGCUCUGCCAUUACGCCACGUCCCGGGACCCCGCGCAGUUCUCAGACCCGGACUCCUUCGUGCCGCAGCGCUGGCUGAACCGGGAUGAGGGGAACCACCCAUAUGCCUCUGUGCCCUUCGGGGUGGGCAAGCGCAGCUGCAUCGGCCGGCGGAUCGCUGAGCUGGAGCUCUACCUGGCCCUCUCUCGGAUUCUGAUCCACUUUGACGUAAAGCCGGACCCAGAGGGCGGAGUGGUCAAUCCCAUGACCAGAACCCUGCUGGUUCCAGAACGUGAGAUCAACCUGCAGUUCAUCCAGCGCUGAAACGGGUUCAGAACACAGAGAGACACAGUGUAAUUGAUAAAGCCGACCCCUCGCUGGAGCAGAGAACGGUUCUAAACCCGGGAAGAACUCAGAACCUGCAGCGCUGCUGUAACGGAAACCCGAGACUUCUUAUCGGGACCACCGGGUCCUCACUCAGGACUAACUGAGGCCGGACCAACCACUCACAGAGUGCUGGCCACAGUAUCAGAGACGGAAUAUCAUAUGAAUGAGUGUGGAUGGGUUUAGUUAUGUAUAUAUAUAUAUACAUAUAAUUAUAUAU